GUCGUAAAGUUAGGAUUUUUCAGAUUAAGAGUAAGCCUGGAAAGCUUCCAUGGAGUCCACCUUCUUCAUGAUUCUCCUGUUCCCGCUCCUCAUUCCCGUCACUGCAAAAUCUGAAACCUUCUCUACUCGCUUAUCACCGUUGGAGCUCGGCCUCAAGAGAGAGAAGUUAACUCACCUCCACUUCUACUUUCACGACAUAGUCACCGGUCCAAACCCCACCGCCGUCCGAGUUGCAGAGGCCGCAGUAACCAACAAAUCCUCAACCCUUUUCGGCUUAGUUGCGGUGAUCGACGACCCUUUGACCGUCUCGCCCGAAAUCAACUCCACCGUCGUCGGAAGAGCACAAGGGAUUUAUGCCGGCGCGUCGCAGAGCGAGAUUGCGUUUUCGAUGGUAAUAAACUUUGCGUUCACGGUAGGGAGGUUCAAGGGCAGCAAUCUGAGUCUUUUGGGUCGGAACGCGGUGGGUUCAGGCGUGAGAGAGAUGCCGAUCGUCGGAGGAAGUGGGGUUUUCCGAUUUGCCAGAGGUUAUGCUCGGGCGAAGACUUACACUGCCGAUCCGAAAACAGGGGACGCCAUUGUUGAGUACAAUGUCUAUGUUUUUCAUUACGGAUAGCAGGUCUGGACUUUUCUGUUCUUGCUCUUCAGUAUUUUCAUUACGGCAUGUUUGGUUUCUGAUAAUAAUCCUUGUUGUUGUGAUGUGAAAACCAUUUGAUUUAAACAAAGUU
This is a messenger RNA of Carica papaya (papaya), 725 nucleotides long. NCBI's taxonomy places the organism in Eukaryota, Viridiplantae, Streptophyta, Magnoliopsida, Brassicales, Caricaceae. The record is from RefSeq and is a predicted model, not a curated record.